This is a messenger RNA of Batrachochytrium dendrobatidis JAM81, 195 nucleotides long. RefSeq lists its product as uncharacterized. Lineage: Eukaryota; Fungi; Chytridiomycota; Chytridiomycetes; Rhizophydiales. Bases 1 to 195 code for a protein of 64 amino acids. The transcript has a single exon. The record is from RefSeq and is a predicted model, not a curated record.
AUGGCAAAAGAGAGGACCUUUGCUAUCAGCGACAAUUUCUGCCAUAUGUCCGAGGACUUUCCCCAAAGCAAUAAAGAAUGCAAACUCGAACGAAUUAGCAAAUCUUCCGAGGCACUAAACAAUGACCAAAGUCAAUGGUCUCAACCUGCCGAAACAGGGAGACAACUAGGCACUCCGUAUGUUCGCUUCGAAUAG